AUGUCCGUCGAAGACUUGACGCCUCUCGUGGAGAAGGUCGUAGAAUGUAACGCAGAAGACCUCUGGCACCUCAGCCGUUUCUUGUGCGACAAUCCGGAGCUGGCGCUGCAAGAGUUCAAGGCACACGACAAGAUGUGUGACUUUCUGGAAGGCCGAGGCUUUGUGGUUGAAAGAAGACAUCUCCUGGACACUGCGUUUAGGGCCGAGUUUCAGGCUCCCGGCGGAAGCGAUGGUCCCACGGUAGCCAUCAUGGCGGAAUACGAUGCCCUGCCGGACAUCGGCCAUGCCUGCGGCCACAACUUGAUAGCUGAGGCCGCAGCCGGGGCUGCCAUCGCCGCCAUGGAAGCCAUGAAGAAGAGCUCCACCGCCCGCGGCAAGCUUGUCGUAAUCGGCACGCCGGCAGAAGAGUGUAAAGGCGGCAAGGAGAUGCUCGUGCAGAGGGGCGCCUUCGAGGACAUCGACGUCGCCAUGAUGGUCCACCCGAUGCCUCAGGACACGCUGAGACUCGCCCUCACCGCGUCGCAACAGAUAACCGUGAGCUAUCAAGGCAAAGCGACCCAUGCUGCCGCGUGUCCAUGGGAAGGAGCGAACGCGCUCGACGCAGCUGUGGCCUCGUACGUUAACGUAGCGCUGCUUCGACAACAGACGAAGCCUUCCUGCCGAAUACACGGUAUCAUCACUGAGUCGGGAAGCUAUUGCAACAUCAUCCCAGACACAAGUAAGCUGAUGUACCACAUCCGGGGGAAUACGAUCGACGAACUUCACGAGCUGGUCUCCCGAGUCGAGGACUGCUUCGAGGCAGCGGCGAAAGCAACAAACUGCACCAUGACGAUGACGAAACAUGUCACGUACAAGGAUCUCAUCUGCAACGUGAACCUGUUGAAAGUCUACAGAAAGCAUGGCCAGAACCUUGGCGUCAAAUUCACGGACGCCGACUUGUCCUGCGCGGAGGUCUGCGGAGCCUCCACGGACGCCGGUAACGUCUCGCACGAGCUUCCCAUCAUUCAUCCAAUGUUCGCCAUCCGCACCGAAGGCGCGAACCACACGGCCGCGUUCGCCCAGGGGGCCAACUCUCCAGAAGCCCAACCACCGACACUGCGGGUGGCCAAGAUUAUGGCACUCACAGCGCUGGACCUGUUUACCGACCCUACCCUGGUCUCCCAAGUCAAGAGGGAGUUCGCCGAGUGGAAGAACCGACAGAGUGAGGAAAGGCACUUGGCUUGAUCGCUAUUGCCAGAAACCAGCUGCUUAGGCACCCCCAUUCCAUCACUGCGACUGUGGAGACUUAGCGGCACAAGAUAACACCACUUGACAGAUCCAGAAGGUCUGUGUGCACAGACCGUCUACAGGAAUGCACAGGCGAUGACAUACAACGAGGAAUGGAUCCGGCCUCUGGAGCAUCGCAUCUUAGGUUUCUAUAGCAAGCCGCACUUAUCCACCCUUCAACAGCUUAGCCUCGAGUUUUCCUUUUUUAAUAAAUUGUGUUGAGUCGAA
This is a messenger RNA of Dermacentor albipictus, 1494 nucleotides long. Its product is annotated as xaa-Arg dipeptidase-like. The record is from RefSeq and is a predicted model, not a curated record. Gene Ontology annotation, molecular function: dipeptidase activity. NCBI's taxonomy places the organism in Eukaryota, Metazoa, Arthropoda, Arachnida, Ixodida, Ixodidae.